GCUUCUCUCCUCCAGAAAUCGCCAAAGAAGAAAACUGAUUUAUACUCAACCAACUACGACAAUCGAUUGACAAGGUGCUCGAAGCCUCUGGUCACUCGGCAGAUAUUCUAUCAACCAUCAAACAACAAGGUAACGUACGUAUUGACUAGCUGAUCGUCUCCGUUUUGGAACGAUACCGGCUUCAGUGUGUAUACCCAACACGCGACACACGUUUUUGUUUAGGCCGGCAAUGGCUGACAGCGAUUACGUUGAAGAUUUCCCUCAGCGGGCGGUGUUAAGCCUCACUGGCGUUCUCUCCCUCUCACCGCAAUAUGGCGUCACAAGCCCGUCCGAGGCAUGGCUGGACAAGCAAAAGAAACUGGUGGAGCAGCUGCCCAAAUGCUGCCUCCGACCUCCCAGCGACGUCAUGAGCCCCAUCAAACUCCUGACCAGGGGCCUGAUGAAAGUGUCGGAGAAGCACGCGCUGCCUUUCGUCCCUAGCGCCGCGGUGCUGUGCUCGGCACAUAAGGCCCUGAACCCGUGGCGGAUCCGGAGCCUCUUCCUCCUCGUGGCUUGCGAGGUGGGCAUCCGGAGCGACCGUAUCCGCCGAUUUCGAGGGUUCGAGGACGGCAUCCCGCUCUCGCAAGAGGUGCAGGACUUUGUCUACCGCAUGACCUCGGUGGCGAGCCUGUGGAUAGCUCCGGGGGACUUCAAGCGCCGUUUCGGAUACCCCCCGCCGCAGGAGCUUCCGCGCCUCGCGUCCGGCUGCGAGGCGUGCAUGUUGGCCAUCGUGGGGGCGAGGGCGCAGCUGCUCGUCGACCUCCGCGCCAACAUGCUCUCCCGCCGACGACAACACCGGAGCCACCGGGAACCCGCGCUCCUGCGCUUCGUCGACGCCUGGACCGAGUGGUUCGGCAACAGUGCCGAGCUGCUGGUGGCCGAGAGCGAGAGGCUGGGGAACGAGCUGCGGGGGAUUCGGAAGGAGAUUGGUCGCCGGCGUCACUUGAAGCGGAAACAGGCCCGCAAGGAGGGGAACCCUGUGCCGUAUAGCAAGUCGAGGAAGCCGGAGAAGAACGCACAGGGGUAUCCGAUGCCGAGCCCCUCGCGGCGGUCACGGCCGUCGCGGCCAGCGAGCCAUGGCGCGGAGCCUUCUGCUGAGAGGGAGGGAGAAUACAGGAGUUCUUCCCCUGUACACGAUACGCCCUACGCUAUGUCUGGCGGACUUGGCCCGGUUCCGACGCCGACCUCUGCCGCCACGACGGACAAAUACCAUUUCGAAGAAGACGAGGACGGUCGUGACGAGCAGGAUCCCCACUGGGCUGACGAUAUUGGGAGCUACUACUGGGACAACAACAACCCGGGCGCCCGGGCGAACUGGGGCCAAGCUGCUGCAGACGCCGUGCAUCCGGCUUUUCGCGUAGGUGCUGCGAAUGCGAACACUCAAGGAGGAGGAGGCGGCGGACCACGUCGGGGCUCUACCCCUGCCCUCUCUUCAACCGACAUGCCCCGGCCUAUUCCGUCCCCCGUCCCACACAGGGCCAGCAGGAGCAGCAUCGUCCGAGAGAAGCAGGCCGACCACGACCAAGACAAUGACGACGAUGCGUGGACCGAGCCAACGCUACACACCGCAGGCGGCCGUACGAACCUCGACCUCGCGCCGCCCAUCCCCGUCACCCCUAGCCUUGUGAACUUGACCCGCGACGCCACCGACGACUGGAAUGCUGCGUCGCCGUCCUCUGUGUAUUCGACCGACGGUCCUGCGCGUCCGCAUCCGCCGCCGGCCGAUACGUCGUCGUCGUCUCAGCAGAAGCAACAACGCCAGGGAGGAAAGCGGAAUAGCGCCUCCGCCUCCGCCUCCGCUGUGCCGUCGAGCCGGGUAACGUCGUUUGGUAUGUUCAUGCGGCAUCACGACGGCACGAAGCCCGUGGAAGACGACGCGAGGACGAUUCGACCGGAGGAUUCCAUCUCUACGGUUGGGACUCAGAAUAACCACCAUCAUGAUGAUGGCGGGUCGAGGAGGAGGGGAGGGAAGUUGGGAGGGUUGUAUCGGGAGGAUGGGGUGAUGAAGUGAGGACGAAGGGAAAAUUACAUGCUACGACGGCCAGAGACGAAAGGUUCACAAAUAUAAAUAAUAUAACAACAACAAAGCACGGAAUCGUGGUUCAUUUCAAUACAGAGGCGCCCGCCCAGAUAUGCCAGGUAGGAGGAUUCUCGAAGCGGACAAACG
Molecule: messenger RNA, 2206 nt
Organism: Sodiomyces alkalinus F11
Lineage: Eukaryota; Fungi; Ascomycota; Sordariomycetes; Glomerellales; Plectosphaerellaceae
Exons: 1
Coding region: 230-2050 (606 amino acids)
Source: RefSeq, a predicted model, not a curated record